CACAAAAUAUAUAAAAUGGAAAUAAUAUACCGCAUUAUAAAGCUUAUCGCUAAGCGCUUCGGUAAAAAACUUUAUAAUAAUAUAAUAAGCAAGCGGAAAAUUAGCAAUUCAACGCUUGCUAUUAAAGCCCAGCUUUUUAAUACAAAGCCAAAGCGCAUCCUUUUUAACGCUAAAUUUGCCGUAAAGCACGGAAUUAAAGCAAUUAAAGCAAAUCGUUGCUUAAUUAGCACCUUUUUUACCACGCUUACAAAUAUUAAAACCAUUACGGCUAUAGCGGAAAGCGGUACGCUUUCUUUUGCAACCGAUAAAAACGAUUGGAACGGCCGAAACGGGCGCGGGCAAACUUUUAAAUACAAAUUGUAA
This is a messenger RNA of Gaeumannomyces tritici R3-111a-1, 363 nucleotides long. RefSeq lists its product as hypothetical. The record is from RefSeq and is a predicted model, not a curated record. Lineage: Eukaryota; Fungi; Ascomycota; Sordariomycetes; Magnaporthales; Magnaporthaceae. The transcript is spliced from 2 exons. The annotation marks the transcript as partial.